AUGUCGCUGCAGAAUGACUAUUUCGAAGAAUGUUGCAUCAACGCUUCGAGAACGCUGCGAAUCACUAUUUCAAUUGUAGAAGACUGCUUUGAGAACGCUAUGACUAUUUCGAAGAACGCUGCGUAUGACUCGAUUCGAGAGAACAUUGCACCGCUUCGCAGAACGCUGCGUAAGACUGCUUUGAAGAACGCUGUUAAGACUGCAUUCGAAGAACAUUGCAACGUAGAACGCUGCGAAGACAGCUUUGAAGAACAUUGCGAAGAAUCAUUUCAGAUGAUCGCUUCGGAGAACGCUUCGAUGAUCAGCUUGAGAGAACGUUCGUAUAACGUUGCGGAUGAUCGCUUCGUAGAACAUUGCGGAAGACUAUUUCGAGAACGUUGCAACGUUGUAGAUGUCGCUUCGGAGAACGUUUCAAAUGAUCUGUUUCGGAUAACGCUGUGGAUGACUGCUUUUAGAGAAUGUUGCAGUGAUCAUUUAGAUGAUCGCUUUGAAGAACGUAGAACGCUGCGUAAGACUGCUUCGAAGAACAUUGCAGAACAUUGCGAAGACUAUUUCGAAGAAUGUUGCGGAAGAUUGUUUCGGAGAACGCUGCAGAUGAUUGUUUCGCAGAACGUUACGGAUGAUCGCUUCGAGAACGCUGCGAAUGAUCGCUUUGUAGAACGAACAACGCUGCGUAAGACUGCUUUUAGAUAA
Sphenostylis stenocarpa is the source of this 693-nucleotide messenger RNA. The record is from the annotation of a GenBank genome assembly. NCBI's taxonomy places the organism in Eukaryota, Viridiplantae, Streptophyta, Magnoliopsida, Fabales, Fabaceae.